This is a messenger RNA of Mangifera indica (mango), 357 nucleotides long. Its product is annotated as leucine-rich repeat extensin-like protein 6. The record is from RefSeq and is a predicted model, not a curated record. The transcript has a single exon. The coding region runs from base 1 to 357 and encodes 118 amino acids. NCBI's taxonomy places the organism in Eukaryota, Viridiplantae, Streptophyta, Magnoliopsida, Sapindales, Anacardiaceae.
AUGUGCUAUUCGUGUGAAAACCCUUGCCAACCCCUUCCCUCGCCACCACCUCCUGUAAUAGUUUGCCCGCCACCACCUCCAUCACCACCACCACCACCACCAACCGGCCCUUUAUGUCCGCCACCCCCAAAGUUGCACCCUAGGACGCCUGAUACUGGGAUUAUUGGAGGCGCUUAUUAUCCACCACCGACUGGCGGAGAGCUUUCCCCACCGAACCCAGAAGUUCCGUACUUCCCCUACUAUUAUAAUUACCCACCAGCACCACCGUCUUCUGUUACUUCCAACUCUGUCGCAUUGAGACUAAAAUUAGUUGUUCCUUCCAUUUUCCUUUUCCUUACCAUGCAGCGCUUCUUCUAA